Molecule: messenger RNA, 1003 nt
Organism: Scophthalmus maximus (turbot)
Lineage: Eukaryota; Metazoa; Chordata; Actinopteri; Pleuronectiformes; Scophthalmidae
Product: chitotriosidase-1-like
Exons: 6
Biological process (GO): carbohydrate metabolic process; chitin catabolic process
Cellular component (GO): extracellular region
Molecular function (GO): chitinase activity; chitin binding
Source: RefSeq, a predicted model, not a curated record
CAAAGAUGCCUUUGCAGCUGAAGUAACAAACACUCAGCGUGACAGAUUGAUCCUCACGGCUAGUGUCUCUGCUGAGAAAGCGGUCAUCGAUGCCAGUUACGAAGUCGCACAGAUUGCCAUGAGCCUGGACUUCAUUAAUGUGCUGACAUUUGACUUUCGUGGCCCUUGGGAAAAUGUCACGGGACAUCACAGCCCCUUAUACCUUGGAUCCCAAGAUACUGGAGACAAGAUCUACUCAAAUACUGACUCUGCCAUGCAGCACUGGUUGGACCAGGGAGCACCUGCACAGUUGCUAAACUUGGGAGUAGCGGCCUAUGGGCGAGCUUUUACCCUCUCCACUGCAGCCAGUGAUGUUGGAGCACCAGCCAGUGGCACUGGUGAAGAAGGCUGCUACACUGGUGAAGAAGGAUUCUGGGCGUUUUAUGAGACUUGCCUUUACACUGAAGGGGCUACAGUCCAACUGAUAACUGAUCAGAGAGUUCCAUAUGCAAUCACAGAAAACCAGUGGGUUGGAUUCGAUAACAAGGACAGCCUUAGUACAAAGGUCAAUUACCUAAAAGCUAAAAACUUUGGAGGAGCCUUUGUCUGGUCUCUGGACCUGGAUGACUCCAGUGGAAAAUUCUGUAACCAAGGCAACCGUCCCUUCAUCAGCCAUCUGAAUACUCUCCUGGUUCAAAGUUCUCCAGUCGUUACCCUAACAACUCCCACUACUCUAAGUACAACCAAAAUUCCUACUAUGACGACAAAUACCACAACAACAAGUCCAACGACCACAACCGUGACAACAUCUCCCACUACUACAACCAAAACUCCCACUAACACAUCAACGAAUCCAAGUACCAUCACAACUCCCGCUACCAGGGCAACACCUCCCACUAACAAUACAACCACAACUCCUACUACCACAACCACAACUGCCACUACUACAAAAACUCCCACUACUACAACCACAACUCUUACUACUUCAAACUCAACUCCCACUAUUACAACCACAACUCCCACU